CAACACCCCAGGUAGUGCAGAAUGUACAACAGCAGCAACAGAACCUAGACAGUGCUUUCCUAAAGAGAAAAUCUCCCAAAAAGGUUCCACCAGAACUUAUCCAAGCUUUCACAAAUGGCACAAAGAAUCCAGUUAGUGCACUGAUGGAGUACUGCUCCAUGACUAGAAUGACUGCAGUGUUUGAAGAGGCUGCAGUAGAAACACCUUCCAUUGUGGCCAAGUUUGCCAAUGUUUGUAAGAUUGAUGGCCGCCCUUUUCCACAGGGUGUUGGAAAAACUAAAAAAGAGGCCAAGGUUAAUGCUGCAAAGAUUGCUUUUACAGCCAUGCUCGGCAUGGAAGAGGAGGACAUCGAGGAUGAAAGUGAAACGGGACGUGUGAUGUAUGAUGUCAUGGGCAGAAAACUCAUGCUGCCGAAAGAAGAAUUUCCAGUUGAAGAAACAAUUGACAGUGAAAAUGCCCCUUACGAUGCAGGCUCACAACCUGUUGCAUAUGGUAGAAAUCCUGUUGGUGAGCUACAGGAAUACUGUGUCAAAAAAAGAAUACCUUUUCUUAUUGAAAUCAGUGAUACACCUGGUCCUAAAGGCUUUGUAGCCACAGUAACAGUAGAUGAUGAGCCAUUUGCCACAGCAACAGGACCAAGCAAGAAAGAUGCUAAAAGACAAGCAGCAGAUGCAGCCUUGAGUCUUCUGCUGAAAUUUGAUGAGCCAGAAGAAGUGGAAGCAGAGCUAACCCACUAUGAUAAAAUGGCCAGUAUGAGUCAUCAACAGCUACACAAAUUAACAGCUUCUUUGCCAGAACUAGAGGAAGGAAAUAAAGUUGUGGCAGCAUUUGUGGUCAAACGAGGUGAAGCAGACAGUGGCCAGGUUGUAGCAUUGGGCACAGGAAGUUUAUCCAUCACUGGAGAACAGCUUAGUGCUGAUGGAAGAACAGUCAAUGAUAGCCAUGCAGAGAUCAUUGCCAGAAGAGCUCUUGUAAGGUACUUCCACAGAGAGCUGAAGUCAUUUUAUGAGGGGAACACAGUACAUUCAAUAUUUGAAGAAAGAUACAAAGGUGCACCACUGCUGACUCUGAAGGACUACAUAACAAUACACCUCUACAUCAGCACAGCACCUUGUGGAGAUGCUGCUUUAUUCUCUGCAAGGUCUGGGACACCCCCUCCCUUAUCACAUGAAGAAUGGGAAUUAAUACAGAGUGGUGCCCAUUACCCAACGUUUGAAACUAGUGAUCAUGGGGUGGCAAGAACAAAAAUUGAAGGAGGAGAAGGUACCAUCCCCACAGAGAAGGACCAGCUAACUACCCAGACUUGGGAUGGUAUAAAGAGUGGGCAGCAGAGACUGAGGAGCAUGUCCUGUAGUGACAAGAUAUUGAAGUGGAAUGUUCUAGGCUUGCAAGGAGCUCUGUUUUCUAACUUUCUUGAACCAGUGUAUGUCUCUUCAGUUACAUUAGGUAAUCUCUAUGACCAUGGUCAUGCCACCAGAGCCUUUUGUUGCCGGCUGGAGGGCAUCAUCAGAGAUCUACCAGAGGGUUAUUGUGUCAACCACCCUUAUAUAGGUCGCACUACUCACUGCCAAACACUCCGCCAUGCCAACCCCAAGAUGUCAAUACUCAGCACAAACUGGUGCCAGGGGGAUGAGAAAGUGGAAAUUAUAGAUGCCAGGUCUGGAAAGGAAAUACCGAGCUCACCAUUCAAGACAGGAGCAACUCUAGCUAGCAGAAUGUGCAAGGCAGGAUUUUUCCACAGAUACAAGGAAAUAGCAAAAAUGGCCAAAAAGCAUCAUUUACUCAAAGUGAACACUUACAGGGAUGCCAAAUUAUCGGCUCAAAGCUACCAGCAAGCCAAGCAAGUUUUCUAUCAUUACUUGCAAGCUGGCGGGUGGGGCAGUUGGGUUGUUAAACCACCAGAGCAAGAAUUAUUUACAAAAUAAUCGACAUUCAAUUCUGUUAGACAUCAAUUUUAUGUUAAAGGUGCUCAUCGAACAUUCCCCACAUGCAGUGAUAGAAUGGAUUUUGUGUUGCAAUAUAUUGAUAUUUGUGUUCAAUAUUUAUAUAAAUAAUUUCUUAACAGUUAUGUGCAGAAGUGCAUUUACAGCAUCUAGUCCACUGAGUGUGGUGAAACUUUUAAAGUUUAAAAACAUCAUGUAUCAGUAUUAUAUAGUUUAUUGUUAUUGUUAGUUAUUAUUCACCUUAUAUACCAAAAAUAGCCUCUAAGCCAAGAAUACAGUACGUAUUAUUUCUGAAUGUAUUAUGAUAUACCAAGCUUCUUGUCUCCUUGUGACAAGGACAGAAGAAAGAAUAGUUUUGUCAUUUUCACAUUUUAAUAAGAAAAGCUGCAGUAUUUGCAAAUAUAAAGCAUUAUUCCUUGAAAUACAUGGUCUGAACCAUCUUGCUUCAUAGUGGAAUGAAUAAUGACACAAUGUACAAUGUUACAGAGGCAGGAUUGUUUCAUAGUGUUUAAAAUAGUCUUGUGAAGCUUUUUACUUCCAGCCACAAUAAAAGAUAAUAAAGAUUUACCUAGAAACAUUGCAAAGGAACAUUAGUUGUGGAAAUCAAGAGAUACAUAAAGCUAUUAUGAGCUGACAGCUCUAGCACUGAGAACCAACAUGGAAGGUGAAAUAUUUCCAAUGGCCAUCCACCACAGAUGCAUAUGAUGAUGAUGUGUCCUACAAAGUUUACUCAACAUUUAGACAAACAGCAAAUUGUGGUUUGUGGCAUAACUUUCCAGAACAAUGUAUUUUUUGAGUGCAGCUAUUUAUGUGUAUUAGUAACAACUUCCCAAAAGGCCAAUGUGUUGAUGUACCAGUAGGGUGGGCUUUGGAUUUGUGGUUGGUUCCUUGAAGAAAUGUGGAGUGACUUUUGUCCCCUUUUAUAUUUUUUGAGUUGCAACUACUGUAGGUCUAUGUAAUGUAGGGG
Messenger RNA from Lingula anatina, 2910 nucleotides. RefSeq names its product double-stranded RNA-specific adenosine deaminase-like. Gene Ontology annotation, molecular function: tRNA-specific adenosine deaminase activity; adenosine deaminase activity; double-stranded RNA adenosine deaminase activity. Gene Ontology annotation, biological process: RNA processing; adenosine to inosine editing. Lineage: Eukaryota; Metazoa; Brachiopoda; Lingulata; Lingulida; Lingulidae. Gene Ontology annotation, cellular component: cytoplasm; nucleolus. The record is from RefSeq and is a predicted model, not a curated record.